This is a messenger RNA of Aspergillus campestris IBT 28561, 937 nucleotides long. RefSeq lists its product as uncharacterized. Lineage: Eukaryota; Fungi; Ascomycota; Eurotiomycetes; Eurotiales; Aspergillaceae. The transcript has 2 exons. The record is from RefSeq and is a predicted model, not a curated record. The coding region runs from base 173 to 937 and encodes 254 amino acids.
GCCUCACCGUAUCCCGGCUGAGCUGUAAGCGCGGGGAUUGGGUCCAAUAUAUGAUUCCCCGAUUACAACAACAACAAAGCAACUACAUCCCCAUCCAUAUCCCAUGCCCCUGUUAACUAAUACAAUCCCAAUCAUACCAAUACCAAGAAUCUCUCCCCUCAGCUAACCCACCAUGGGCUGGGACAUCGCAACAGUCAGCGAAGAAACGCUAAUCGACCUCUGCCACAAAGCCGAGAAGGAAAUCGGCAUAACCAGAGGACUUACAGAAGGAGAUCAAUUCAUCCAGCUCUCCGAGCACAUCGCAGUCAAGUAUGGCUACAGCGUAACAGCCGCCGAAGCAGCCACCCAGGAGCUCGCAUACAACAAAGCCGAUCCUACCAUCGUGCACAUCCCCCAAGUCUACCGCUUCAUCGAAGCAAAAGGAUCAUCUGCACGCACCAAAGGAUACCUAUUCAUGGAGUACAUGCCCGGUCAGAACCUGGCGAAUGUGGAUAUAGAAGCCCACAAAGACAUUAUACCACGCAUUGCAAAGAUAGUAGCACACCUAGGCGAGAUCCAAGCAGGCCGCCAGAGCGCACCGGGCCCAGUCGGCGGCGGCGAACCAUAUGGGUAUCUAUGGGGCGACGAUGGCGCGAAAACAGUCUUCAACUCUGUCUCGGACUUGAAUACAUACAUGAACAAACGUCUAAAGUUACGCAACGAUUCGAUCGAUCUAACGCCUCAUCCCCUGGUGCUCUGCCAUCUGGACCUCUGUCGAAGAAACUUCAUCCUCAAGGAUGAUGGAGUUUUUCUCUGUCUUGCUAACUGGGGAUCAGCUGGCUUCUAUCCCCGCUUCUUUGAGAGCGCGAUGGUAUCAUGCAUGCUCCCCUAUGAUGGCCUCUAUGAGCAGCCGCUUUUGCAAGAGAUCGAGAAGGUACAACGAGGAAACCUCGUUUGA